AGGGGGGCGGAGCAGGGGAGGGGGCAAGACCGGAGGGAAAGGGAAAGAAGCAGAAAGGAGGAGAGGAGAAACAGCAAGGCGGGGGAGGGCGGAGAGACACGGCCUGAGAAAGGCCCCUGCGAGCCGGGGACGGCCGCGCGCGGGGGGAGGCGCGGAUGGGCAGCGCAGAGCCGGGGAGGAGCACACGGAAGCUGCAGGAGAUGGGGACCAGGUGAGGCCGAGGGCGAGCGGGCCGGACCGGGAGAGAGGACUGGGAAGAUGGAGCUGGAGCGGGAGACGGCGGGAGCGAGACCGCCGGAGCCCUGGACCGAGGCGGAGGUUCUCAGGUGCACAGACUCAGCCCCGGGCUGGGGAGGGCGGGCGUUGGGCCCUCAAGCCUGGAAGGCCUGGCCCCUCCCACUCCUGCCCCCGCCACCCCACCCCACCCCAGCCUACGGCUGGCUGGGGCUCAGCCUUCCCACCUGCGAAAUGGGGGUGCCGAUGGCACCUCGCGCUCCGCCGGAGAGAUGACACAGGCCUGGGGCGGCAUCCGCAGAUGUCAGUGUGGUACUUGAUGAGAGGCCAAAAGCAGGGGUGUGAGAGGAGCAGAUACCCAGACAGGCUUUCACGGGUUUAUAGCCCCUGGGCGGCCUCCGCCCCGCUCCUGGAUUUCCGAUUAUCUGACAGGUAGGGUCAGGGAGGGAGCUGGCACAAGUGGCCAAACUCUGAAACUGAUGAGGUUCCCUCGGCCCCGGGAUCCAGGAAGCCGGGCUGCGUCUUCUCCAAAGGAGGCAGGCCUGGCUGGAUUCCCGGGACUGAGGGAGGGGCCGGGGGCCUGGCCUCCUGGGUCCCCUGGGGAGAAAAGGGGCUUGAGGACUCGGACUUUUGAAUCUCAGGGAGCAGUGGGGGCUAGAGGGCCUGGAUUCCGGGGACCUUCGGGGAGGAAGGGACCGAGAGACUGACUCCUGGGUUCCUUGGGGAGGAGGGGGCCGGGGGCCCGGAUUCCUGGGUCCUGGCACCCACCCGUAGAACCGACCUUGCGGGGCCUUCGCCGCACACAAGCUCGUGUCUGUGGGUCCGUGUCGGGGGCUCACCAUCGCGGCUGGGGCCUCCCCCGGCCCUCCCCGCCCUCCCUGGCCCCGUCUGUCCGUCCAUCCGUCUGUCUGUCCACCUGCCGCGCCCCCCGGGCUGAGGUAGGAGGUUGUAUAGUUGAGGAGGACACCCAAGGAGAUCACUAUACGGCCUCCUAGCUUUCCCCAGGCUGCGCCCUGCACGGGACGGCCCGGUGGGGACCCCUGGACCCUGGUCCCAUGCCCCACCUGGCCAGGCUGGGGAGGGGGGUGCUGCCGCAGGGACCCUGGGAGAGAAGCGGGGCUGUCCCUCCUGUCCUUGUCCCUUUCCUUUCUCCCCUUUCCUUCAGAGAGUUUCUCUCCCAUCCAGAAAUCUCUGCUUGGCUUUCUCUGUCUCUCCAUCUCCACUGGGUCUCUGUGCAGCGGCCUCUGAAACUCUUGUCUCCAUUAGUCUCAUGGUGCUUUCUGGAUCUCUGGCCUCCCGGUGUCUCCCUGUGGCCCAGUUUCUGUCUUUUGGGCCCUCACGGUGUCUCUGUGCCAUGUUCAUUUCCCCGGCACCACCUGCCCCCCACCCCAGGGCCUGGCAGGCCCCCACACACACACAUCGCACUGCCGGCCUCUGCGUCCCUGAGACCCUUUAACCUGUGAGGACGUCCAGGGUCACAGGUGAGGUUCUUGGGAGCCUGGCGUCCGGCCCAACCACCAGCCUGGGGCUUGCCGGCCCGACCCCCUGUCCCCUUCCUCCCUGAAAACCCCCACAGGGGGAGCCUGACAUUGGAUUGGUGACUGAGACCUGACCUCUGACCCCUGCAUCUUGAGCCCCUCCCCCGCACCACAGUGACCUCACAAAAGUCACCAGCUUCUCCCCCAGGCCGAGACCCUCCGCCAUGGCCUGGCUGGCCCCUUGGAGCACCGUCCUGCCCUCCCUGGCAGCCUUCGCUGUCUUUGGGGCUUCGGCCCGGGCCUGUCUCCUUUGCUUCACGUCUUACGAGGAGCGUCUCCAGAUUUGCCAGAUCUUCGCCGGCCUGGACAGCCCUGACCUCGGAAAGUGUGAGGAGGCCUUCGCAGACGCCUUUAAGGGGCUGCUGGACACUGAGAUCAGUGAGGAGAUCAUCCCCUGCUCCCCAGCAUCCUCCCGGGGUGGGGGCGCCCCCGGGGUAGGUGGAGGGAGGGACCCAAGAGGUCUGGAGAGACUGAGAGGGAUGAGAUGCAGAGAUGGGAGAAUGGAGACAUGGGGAGCAGAGAUCGGAGACAGAGGGAUGACCACCUCAGGGAUGUGGUGCCAGGGGAAGCAGUUUUCCCCCAGCCCCUGCCUCCCACUGCCAGACUACGAGGAGAGGGGCCAGCUGCACGAUGCCUUCACCCAGAUGACCCACUCCCUCCAGGAGAUGGCCACUGCCCAGGGGUCCUUUCGGGUUGCCUUUCUUCAUGCCGCGGAGAAAAUGCAGAAGAUUAUAUUGCAGCUUAAGGAAGUGCAGGUCUGCAUUCCUCCCUGCGGACUCCAGGAGGUCACUCGGCGUUUUCGCUGCCGUGGAUGCUACUCCAAGGUCUGCGACCUCCCGCUUGACUGCCCAGUUCAGGACCUGACGGUGACUCGGGGUCGUCAGGCCAUGUUCUCUUGCACUGUGAACUUCCAGCUGCCUAAGGAAGAGAUCACCUAUUCCUGGAAGUUCGCAGGAGCUCCGGACUCAAGAUCCAACCUACUUCCGAGAUAUUCCGCGGGCCCAAGGUUACCUGGCGCGGAUCCGGCCGGUGCAGCCCACGCACCGCGGGACCUUCUCUUGCGUGAUCACGCACGACCAGCGCCCCCUGGCGCGGCUCUACUUCUUUCUUAACGUGACGGGCCCGCCGCCGCGCGGGGAGACUGAGCUCCAGGUCUCUUUUCGGGAAGUGUUACGCUGGGUGCCGCAGGAGGCGGAGAUGAUCGAACCCUGGAGGCCCAGCCUGGGCGAGCUGCUGGCCAGGCCCGAGGCUCUGACA
This is a messenger RNA of Bubalus bubalis (water buffalo), 3029 nucleotides long. RefSeq names its product sperm acrosome associated 6 (gene SPACA6). Lineage: Eukaryota; Metazoa; Chordata; Mammalia; Artiodactyla; Bovidae. The transcript is spliced from 7 exons. The coding region runs from base 1937 to 2884 and encodes 315 amino acids. The record is from RefSeq and is a predicted model, not a curated record. Gene Ontology annotation, biological process: fusion of sperm to egg plasma membrane involved in single fertilization.